UCGCAGCGAAAGGUUGGAUCCGGGAGUUUGUCGUCGUCGGUCUCUGUGUUUCGUUCGUUUCGUUCCGUUUGUUCCCGUUGCGCGCAAACAAAAUCCAGCCAAAUUCAAAAUGUUUUAACGGAAAACACCAAAUUCGAAGAACUCUUACGUUAAAUUAAUGCCAAAUAAAAUACGCAAGUAGCUUGUGGAUUUUCGCUAGCAGUUCGCGAGUUCGUUUAGUUCGAUUGAAAGAGUUUCAAUCAACACCAAGAAAGCCAUUACCAUGGGUCUAUCGGAUAUACCAGUCAACUACAUGCAAGGCAGCCAUCCUCGCCUGAACCUCCAUUCGCAGCAGCAGCAGCAUCACCAAAACCAGCAGCACUUGCAGCACCUGCAACAGAUGCAGCAGCUCCACAACGCCAUGCCCACUCCCGCCCAGCAGGCCGCCCAGGUCCUGGCCCUGGAGAGCAAUGAGCUUCUCAUGAGCACCAAGGACAAGCUCUCCAGCAAGAAGAAGAUGCACUUGCUCAAGAAGAUCAAGAAGCGUUUCGGAUUGGUUCGCCGCUCGCCCUCCUCGUGUCCUGGUCCCAAUAAUCUGCCUCCGCUGCAAUUCCACACCGUGCACGGCGACAACAUCCGGAUUUCGCGGGACGGAACUUUGGCACGCCGUUUCGAGAGCUUCUGCCGGGCCAUCACCUUCUCCGCCCGUCCGGUGCGCAUCAACGAGAGGAUUUGCGUGAAGUUUGCGGAAAUCUCGAACAACUGGAAUGGCGGCAUUCGGUUCGGGUUCACCAGCAACGAUCCUGUCACGCUGGAGGGAACGCUGCCCAAGUACGCCUGUCCGGAUCUGACGAACAGGCCCGGUUUCUGGGCCAAGGCCCUGCACGAGCAGUAUUGCGAGAAGGACAACAUCCUGUACUACUUUGUGAACGGAGCUGGCGAUGUGAUCUAUGGGAUAAACAACGAGGAGAAGGGUGUGAUUCUAUCAGGCAUUGAUACGAGAAGCCUGCUGUGGACUGUGAUCGAUAUCUAUGGCAAUUGCACGGGCAUUGAGUUCCUGGACUCGCGCAUUUACAUGUACCAGCAGCAGCCAACGGCGGCGGCAGCGAUGCCCGCCGGAGCUGUGGUCGCCCAGCAGCAACAGCACGUGGAAACAGCAUCCUUGAAUCCCCAUCACCCGCAUCAGCAGUCGAGGAGAUCCCUGCCUGGACACCCUGGGGCACACAUCGAGCACGAUCUGGAGCGGCAUGUGAUGCCAUCGCUGCAGUCGCUGCACUUGGCUGGCAAUGGAGGCGGAAGCGUGGCCAGUGUGGAUCAGGCGGCCAUAGCCCACGACCUGGCGAACGGACUGCCGCCGCUGCGGUACAAUGCCAAUGGACGACUCAUACCCGUGCCCUUCCACAACACCAAGGGCCGGAAUGUGCGCCUCUCGCAGGACCGCUUUGUGGCCUCUCGCACGGAGUCCGACUUCUGUCAGGGCUAUGUCUUCACUGCCCGUCCCAUUCGCAUUGGCGAGAAGCUGAUUGUGCAGGUCCUGAAAACGGAGCAGAUGUACGUGGGCGCCCUGGCCUUGGGUCUCACCUCCUGCAACCCGGCCAUGCUGCAGCCCUCCGACCUGCCCAAUGACUCGGACUUUCUGCUGGAUCGCCCCGAGUACUGGGUGGUCAGCAAGGAUAUAGCAGCUGCCCCUCAGCGUGGCGAUGAGAUUGCCUUCUUUGUGGCGCCCAACGGCGAGGUGAGCAUCAGCAAGAACAACGGGCCCGCUGUGGUGGUGAUGCAUGUGGACCAGUCCCUCCAGCUGUGGGCCUUCCUCGACGUCUACGGCUCCACGCAGUCGCUGAGGAUGUUCCGCCAGCAGCUGCCCAACAUGGUGGCCUACCCAUCGCAGCCGCAAGUGAAUGCCACCAGCUCAUCCGGCUGCAAUGCUGCCUCCACUUCCCGGAUGCUGCCCAUGACCGAGUCGAUGAGCAGUCUGAAUGCCGGAGCCACUGCCAAGCUGCUGCAGCACCAUCCCUCCCAGAGCACAUUGGCCUCCGCGGGAGGAAGCAGCCGUAUGAUCAGCAUGCCCUCCAACGGAGAUAUCCUACAGAUUCAGCCGAAUGGUGGCGGCACCGUACUGGUGGUGAACCUGCCGCCGGCGAGCAGCUCGCACGAUAUCAAUGGACAACUGGCGGCCAGGCCCUCGGCCACGGUGACCUCCAGUGGCAUUCUGGCCGGAGCCUGCUCCAGCAGCACCCUAAUCAGCACCACCAGCAGCCAGUACAUUGAGCCCGUUGCCAAAAGCACAAAUAACGCGGCCAACAAGUGGAAGGAUAGUUUGAGCGACCAGCAGAGCACCGAUUCGAGUGCCGAGUGCACCAUCUGCUAUGAGAACCCCAUCGAUUCGGUGCUGUACAUGUGCGGCCACAUGUGCAUGUGCUACGAUUGCGCCAUCGAGCAGUGGCGCGGAGCGGGCGGUGGCCAGUGCCCGCUGUGCCGCGCGGUCAUCCGGGAUGUCAUCCGCACGUACACCACGUAAAAGUCGUUUCCUAGCCACCACAAGCAACCUUUACUCGCAAUCAAACCUACUAAAGCUACACACACCACACACAAGUUAUUGCAUUUUGAAAGCAACCAAUCAAGCGCAAAGAAUAUAAUAAUGUUGGAGAGAUAGGCUAGGCAUCAAUUUCGCAGACUAAAAUGAGUUAGUUUAGGAUACAAAACUGUCACAUAAUUUAUGCCCUACCAUCUAAAGUGUAUGUUUAAUUUUUUGUGAUGUUAUAAGUAAGUGCGUCCAAGUGCGCAAAACACUAUGUAUUGUUCACACCAAUCGAGAUUUCUUUGUUUUUCAAUUUUUUGCAAACCUGCGAACCGCGCAUUCAUGCGUGUGGUAUACUAUAAAACCAAAGUAUUGUAUAGGAGUUAAAUGUAUUUUGAAUUUAAAUUGAUUGAAAGUUGUUGCAAAAUUUACUUAGUUUUUUCUCUAUGUCUAUAUCCAAACAAUGUGCAAAAUUAUCAAACACGAAAUUAUGAUUUUUUAUUUGGCGAAUAAUCAUUUUGGUGCUAAAUGUUUUGAAAGACAAAUUUAAAUUGUUAAUGGAUUUGAAAAUUUAUGUUUAAGCUUGCAGAUGAAAAAGGAGCAAGCAUGCAAUUAAAAGAAGCAAUUAUUGACUACUUUCCAGAAAGGAAACGCUUGAGAUUUUCUAAGAUGUUUUGGAACAGCAAACUCGACGACACAACUCAAAUAUGUCUGCAGCACAAAAUGUUGAACAAAGAUUGAUCAGAAAUCAGAAAAAAAAUAAUACUUAUGCACGAAAACCAAAACAGAAAACUGCAAGAGCGUGUUAAAAUCUAAUGUUAGUCUAGCCCUAAGUACUUAAGUUAAUUUCUAGUCAACGAAUUAUGCUGAAGUUUAAUCUAGACCGGGACUUCAUCCAACAAAGACACCACACAAGACGUAUUAAGCACGCUAAGCAAUUUUAAUGAAACUGCAUUUUAAAGUACACUUAAGUAGUGCACGUAUUUUAAAACAGAUUAAAAUAUAUAUUUAACUUUAACAUAGAACAAAAGACUUGUAUGUUGUACCAACAGCUUGAAUGAAAUAUGGAAAAUGGAAUGCCCAUCUAAAUCAACCAUGCAGUUAGAAAAUUGCCAAUAAUUAAUUACAAAUACCAAGCAGAUCAAACUUGAAGGACAAGAACAGCGGAUAACUUUACCUAAGAUUGUAUUAAAACUGAAAUGAAAAUGUAACAAGCAAAGAACACAAAGAAAUAUGCGAAAUGAAGCGCAAGCUUACUAUUUUUGUUAUAAGAAUGAAUCCGGAUAGGAGUAAAUAAAGACAUGUUAUUGCCACUAUUAAUAAUUAACUUUUAAUUUUUUAAUGAAAAAUAGUUCGUAAUGUUACGAUACUGCGCCUAGUUAUGACUAAACAUAUAAAUGUAUUUAUGAAAUUAUAUUUGAUAUAUGUAAGAAAACGCAAUGCUGUAAUACCAUUAAAUACUGACAAAAAUAUCAGAA
Molecule: messenger RNA, 3975 nt
Organism: Drosophila elegans
Lineage: Eukaryota; Metazoa; Arthropoda; Insecta; Diptera; Drosophilidae
Gene: neur
Product: protein neuralized
Exons: 3
Coding region: 263-2497 (744 amino acids)
Molecular function (GO): ubiquitin protein ligase activity
Source: RefSeq, a predicted model, not a curated record